This is a messenger RNA of Echinops telfairi (small Madagascar hedgehog), 186 nucleotides long. RefSeq names its product keratin-associated protein 20-2-like. NCBI's taxonomy places the organism in Eukaryota, Metazoa, Chordata, Mammalia, Afrosoricida, Tenrecidae. The record is from RefSeq and is a predicted model, not a curated record. Bases 1 to 186 code for a protein of 61 amino acids. The transcript has a single exon.
AUGUGCUACUACGGAAACUACUAUGGUGGCCUGGGUUAUGGCUAUGGCGGCCUGGGCUACGGCUAUGGCCUGGGCUACGGCUAUGGAGGCCUGGGCUGCGGCUAUGGCUGUGGCUAUGGUGGCUAUGGAUACAACUGCUGCCGCCCACUGUGCUGUGGAAGAUAUGGGUUCUAUGGCUUCUACUGA